CCAGAGGUGUGGGGUGGCGGGGGCGGGGCCGGGGUGGGCGUGCUUGCCAACGGGAGGAAGCAGUUGGUGUCUCUGGUUCGGGACACACAAGCGUUCUUCAGCCCCGUGUUGCAGUGUUACUUUGCCUCCACGGUGGUGAUCGUGUGCACGGAGCUCUACCUGCUGGCUCAGGGGGUCGGGUCCGGCCUGCUGCUGACGGAGGAGGUGGUGGUGCUGGUCCUGCUGACGCUCCAGACCACGUGGCUGCUGGUACACGUGUCCCUGGCGGCGGCGGGAGUGCAGGAGCAGGCCGAGGCCACCGGGGAUGUGCUGGGGCGCGGGCUGCCGUUCGCCGCCUCGGCCGAAGAUAAACAUCACGUCGGGGAGCUGACGCGGUCGCUGGCCGUCUCGCCGCUGCACAUCACCGGGGGGAACUUUUUCACCAUAAACCGAUCUUUCAUUUUGACGGUGGUGAGUGUUGUGUUGUCAUACUUCAUCGUGAUCCUUCAGUUCACGCAGUCCUGUGGGAGCCCCGCCGCUUCUCUCGCCAACUCCACCACCAUCACCACCAACACCACCUCCAACGACUACGAGUCUCUAAUGUUGUAAGCAGUGUUAAGGGUGCGUCCACAGUCCACGCGUGCACCGGGACGCAUAAACCUUAUGAGAUUUAAAAUUUAUGCCUCCGGCAUAAAUAUUGUGUCCUAGUACUGUUAUAUUAUGUUCGCCUACAUGACGGCAACAACGAAUUAAAAAAUGUAUACGAGAAGGUUAUCAACUUUAUUGUUAAAAUGUUUGCAAUAGAGGUGAAGCAAUGUGACAUGAGGGAGAUGCCAUUGUCGGCCUAGGAGGAUGUUGCACUAGCGCGGCAUCUCGCGCACACCUCAUCCCCACCAUAACCGGAUUUUUUUCCUUCAUUUUACUUACCUCCCUUCAUAAGUGGGUCAUCGGGGCCUCUCAUUUCUUUCAUCUCAGCUCCCCCGAUGCCCUAGCUGCCGCAGCUGUAAUCUAUACGUCGGGCUUCUAGGAUUUGAUUUUGUAACCUAAGUAAUCUUCAUCCUUGCCCCAUCACUUCUCAAUACUUAUAAAAACUGGGUACAGGCAGAGUUGUGGGCCAAUCAUUGUGGAGCAUCUCUCGGCAAUACCAGCUAGGAUCACUGAUCUUGUUUUGCCGACGAUGCAGUAAUUCUCGCGGAAUCAUUGGAGGUUCAGGUGAAUAGGUGCACAUAACAUCAUCAAAUGUGGGAUACAAACUUGGCAGAGGGACUGUUUUUGUGCCUCGAGCGGCAGUAGUGGGCUAAAGAGUAACCUAUCCAAUUUUUUUGUUUUUAUUUAUACGUAUAUGAUCCACGAGACAUCCUGGAAUUAAAUCAAAGUAUGUACUUAUCUUUGUAUUCAUUCAUAUGCACACUGGUAAUAUUUCUAUGGUGUCUGAUUCACUUAAUUGAGUGAAAUUCUAUUGUGAUAAACAGUCACAAAUUCGUGUCACUAGUAAAAUUUAAAGUAGUAAUGUAAAUUAUGGCUCCAUGAAAUAUACACAUAUAGAUAAAUAUGAAAGCUCACUAAGUCACAAUAAGUGACAUCAUCUGCUUUGCGCAGAAAAAAAAAAAAUGCUUAUUUAAGGUAGCUGAUAACCCGCAAUAUGGCGUGCGCUGCUGCCUCGGCCCACAGUUGUCGUAUAAAAUAUGAACGUAUUUUCAUGUUAUUGAUCUGUUGUUUAUUGAAUGUUCUGUUCAAGAAAAAGAAUCCUCAAUCAUAGUUAGUUUUUGGUUGUUAGCAUUCCAUACGAAAUACAAUUUUAACAUUACCGCCUACUAGUUAGCAAACGUACUGAAUCCUGAAUAGGCUAUGGUGAUGUUAGGUGCGCCUAUUCCUGCAGGCUUUCGAGGCACUUCACGAGGAGGCGAAGCCUUUGAGACUCCAGGUCUCCUGCUCCAAGUUUUUGGAGGCUUAUUGUUAAAAAAAGUAGUCUGUUCAUGCAUGUGGGGAGGACGUUGAUAUCUUUGAAAAUUUCACAUACCUUAGCAGUGUAGUUCAGAACAACGGCGGGUCUCGUCAAGGAGUCCUACGGCGUAUUGACUUGGCCCACGGUAUUAUUGACUCGCUCAGCAAGAGUAUAUGGCAUUAUCGGUACAUGUGCAGAAGGACAAAGAUCCGGCUAUUUAAGUCGCUUGUGAUCUCUGCCUUACUCUAUGGCUGUGAUAUAUGAACGCUGAAUAGUGCAUUUAAGAGGUGGAUUGAUGACUGAUAAUAAAUGACAACGCAGAAUCAUGGGAAAUCACUAGAAUGAGUUUGUGUCAAACCGGCGUUUACUCAGAGGCCUAUAACCUGCACAGUUUGUGAACACCAACCCCGGCUAUACGGGCACGUGGCACGCUACCCUGCUCACCGGGUUGUUUCUGUAAGAGGCAAUCCUAAGGAAUCAGUGGCGGACUUAGAAAAUAACUUUUUUGGGGGGGGCACUAAGCACUCGGCUUGCAACCGAAAUUUCUCGGUUGAAUAGAGAUUUGGGGUUCUAUUCCCGGGCAGAGUGAAAGUUAAAAUGGGCGUUCUCUCUUUACACCCCAGCCCCUGUACCUCCGUAGCUGAAUGGUUUCUAUGACUGCCUACCACUCCUCGGGGCACUGGUUCGAGUCCGAUUAGGUGUCUUCGGCGCACAGCCCACCCAGCUAUUGCUCCUGUUCAUCCUUCCUUUCGAGUUGGUCGGUAAACCUGUACCUGGGGAAAAUUGGGGAAGGUAAAUUGUGGGAAUCCUGACGGCAUAGGGCCAUGUGUCCCCGGGCUAGUGGAUACGAGUCCGCCACAGGCUCAAAAGGUCAAGACGGCGGAAAUGAGCACCGAUGCAACGGGCAGCAAUAUCGCAAUUUAUUGGGCAGACAUUGUGGGCUAGUCUUUGGGUUACUAAUUUUUCUCAUCCCAGCCUGUCCUCCAUAUUGUAAUUCUGAAAUAUAUUAGGUUACAAGAGGAACUUCAUUAGCUUUAUUUGUGAAGUGAAUGUGGAAGAGAGGCUGGAGGAGGAUAAAAUAUUUCCUCUUGAGGUUACUUACUCUUGAUGUCAUUUGUUUUAGCAGUGCUUUGGUAAAUAAAAAUAAAAAAAAAUGAAAAAUUGUUUGUCAGGUGUUGAGCCACAGUAAUGUAUUACAUAACAUAAUGCUACUUUAUUUUUAGGAAGAACUCAUUGCUACAUUAAAACUAAUUUAAUUCACUGUAGCAUAAGGGCCAC
This is a messenger RNA of Eriocheir sinensis (Chinese mitten crab), 3202 nucleotides long. RefSeq lists its product as uncharacterized. The record is from RefSeq and is a predicted model, not a curated record. Lineage: Eukaryota; Metazoa; Arthropoda; Malacostraca; Decapoda; Varunidae. Gene Ontology annotation, cellular component: membrane. The annotation marks the transcript as partial. Gene Ontology annotation, biological process: sensory perception of taste. The transcript has 5 exons.